Orbicella faveolata is the source of this 3643-nucleotide messenger RNA. RefSeq lists its product as uncharacterized. The record is from RefSeq and is a predicted model, not a curated record. NCBI's taxonomy places the organism in Eukaryota, Metazoa, Cnidaria, Anthozoa, Scleractinia, Merulinidae.
GGGCACGCAUAAUGCACUGCCAACAAGGUAGUCAACCAGAUGUUCGGCAUAUCUGAAUAAGUUGAAAGUCCUCACAAACUCCAUGACGUUGCUUUUUAUUUAGGAAUUGAAAGCCACGCUCUUUACUAAUUGCCCUAUGAAAGUGGAAUUUCAAAACAUUUCCAUGCAAUUGACCACACGGCUCGAGUUGGUAAGUAAAAUAGCUUAGCUCUUAAUGGAGACCAGCAUAUACGCACUUUUAAUUGCAUUUUUUUAAAAUGGCAGCUUCCUCUUGCUUCUCUCCUAUCACUACGUGAGAUCGGCUGCGAGGUAUCUGCGGAGGGGGGCCUGAGUACUUCUAGCGUAAAUCACCGUCAAUCAAGGCUGUAGCAGUCAGCCAUUUUGAGUUUUCUUGAAAAAGGCCACUGACCCGCCUAGAACACGUCGGUAACAGGAACCCGCCAUGGCAACAAAACUGCCCUAACACCAAGUGAAACCUAUAUGCUGAAGACUACCAAAAAUGGACACAAAGGAAACGAACUUAUUGCUGUACGAACGAAAUUAGUGGCUUAGUCCCUGGAAUCAUGAAGUAAGCUUGUAGAUGUAAGCUCGUCGACGCCAUGCCGUACAAUCGUAUAUCCACCCAGACUGAUCCAGUUGUGGAAUUACGGAAGCAUAACAUGGCGCCAGCCAUUACACGUGAAAAAGCUACAAAGCGUCUGCAAAGUGGGACGACUAGAAUGACCUUGACAGGAAUUGAAAAGGAGACGUCUAGAUUACGAGAAAGAAAUACUCGAAGUAAGACUCCAGAGAUUUCUUCACCGUCAGUGCAACAUCCUUCGUCGUCAAAGUGGAAUCGCGAGGGCUUAACCUUAAGUGAAUCUUCCAGGAAAGUAAAAUUUCCGUCAGACUUUUCACAACAAAACGGAAGAUGGGGUAUUUAUCAGUCAAAAGCAAAGGGGAGGAUUGGCUUGCCUUCUAAAGACCAACCAGUAACUAAGACAACUGGGAAAACAUUGGAAACGUUAAAGGAUGGGACAACGAUAACAGCUAAAAGACGUCAAAGUGAGACGCCAGAAAAGCUACGGGGUAAUUCUUCAAGGAGGCAAUCUCUGUCCGUGCCGCUAGAUACCAAAGAAACCUACUCUAUUUCAACCAUUGUAAAAGCGAGGAGUUUGGCAAUGAAGUGGCGUGGUAAUAAAGGAAAACAAAGACGGAGAAACACAAUUUUGCCGACGAUUACCGAUGACUCUACGAAGUUUUCGCUUUGUGCGAAUGUGAAACGCAGCCCUCAGUUUGAGGAGGUGAUUAAACUUUUAGAAGGAGACCAAAACAUGGACGAUGCUGUUAGUGGUUUUAAACUUCUACAAUUAAAAUGACAAAGUCAGUUCUAGCAUUCGCUUUUUCAAGCUGGCGUCAAGAUGUUGUAAGAAGAAAUGCGCGUAUAGCCAUCUAAAUUACACGCAGUUUAACAAAAGGAAGGUGACAAUACAAGUACAUUGUUCACUGAGCAAGAAGCCUUUACUCAGCAGGCUUGUACCUGCAUUCGAUCUAUAUUAACUUCACCCGUAGAUUAGGGCUGGAAUAUUUUUGGUAUUUCAUCAAACAGUGCUUAACUAGAUAUAUAUAGACUGGGAUCAUGAACUUAAACAAGAAAAUCACCAUGAUUUUUGCUUAAUAAAAUAGGUUGUGUAGUCGACGUGUUUUUACUAAGCUUUCACGAAUUACUUCAGUUGCCAAAUUCUCCGUAUCAAAACAUCUCUCUGUUUGUACAAACGUACAAUGCCACGAAUUUAUUUCAAUAAGUCUUAAAACUACAAAAAUUCGACAUAACAGGGCCGAGAUCACUGCGUCGUCGCUCUUCACUUGGGCCAUUAGCCGUCACGGAUCGUAGCGAAAACUAGCAAUCGCCAGAAUUUUACCAUGUUGAUAUUGCCAAUUUAGGACACACAAUUAAAAUUGUAUAACGUAAUCUUUUUUUUUUUUCCCUCGCGCGUUCAUUAGCGCCUAAGAUCGAUCGCAAACAGAAAUUUGCAUGUGAAAAAGGCAAUAAGUAAAUAAGUUUAAGCUGAUCUGACAGAAGAUGACACAAGAGGUUUAACGUUAUUACAAAAGACUUGUUCAUUCGACAUUUGCUUUUGCUGACAAUUCGCCCUUCAACUGUAGAAAAUUGAUCAAAAUUGCAAGUUUCUGGCAACUCUAGACAGUGUUUCAGUUUGCACUACUUGUGGCAAUUAGUGGCCACCCAAAUCGUUGUGUAUUGUUCAUCAGACAAUGAAGAACAAAAAGGCAAGGCUGGUUUAAAGAUAUAAUUGGUGACUACCGUGGCAAUUAACUCACUUUCAGGAUUCACUUCCGACUUUAAAACACGUUUUGGAAGAUUUUAUUAGCAUACAGCUUUUGUCUCACUGCCAGCUGACAGUUAUCUACUUAUGCUAUCAACCACGUGAAGAACAUUUAUUUGUUUUAUAUAGCUCUUUGUUGCUAGCAUAUUGUCGGUUUUCCGUCGCGAUAUCAAAGUGAUGUUAUUUGAGUAAGUCAUGGCCAUCGAUAAAGCAGUUGUUUACUAUCGUAAAAAACUACGUGGAGACAUGGGUAGAUAACAGUGACCAAUGAGUUUGAGUUAUGUAUUCGGGCUGAAUUUUAUACGAUGUAUCUACUUUCACUAACUUACCGUAGAGACAAUUCAAUGUUACAUACAUAGAACUUUAGAUCUUGAGGAUCCGAGAAAAACGUCUCUUAUGCAAUUCUUUUAACUCUCCUUAAUUCCUAAAAUCACAAAUUAAAAAGUUUUAUAAACCCCUGCCUUUUGCGAGAAUUCAUCUUAGCUUCCUGUACAUGUAGCUGUUAAUGUUUUCCUGUAAGGCAAAAAUUAUAGUGCCUUUCUUUUGUCCAUUCUCGAAUCUAAUUUUUCUAGAGUAAUUUCAAGGUUUGUUAUUAAAAAUUACGAAACCUAGAUUUUAUCUUCGUCCGUUAUUAUUGCGGUCCAGUCCAAAAUAACUAUAUUUUAUCCGUCUUUUAUGCGUCUUUUACAGAAAUUCCGGAAUAAGAUGCUCACUCGUCGCUGGAAAUUUCUGAAAAUCGAAACCGGAAUUUUGGUCGAAUCAAAAGCGUCCUCUGCUGGUGUAAGCUAAUGGGUAUAAAUACGUUUUCAGUUCCUUUUUUGUAACCUAUUAGUCUCGGGGCUUCCAAUUUCGUGAAAAUGAUUUCCUAGAUCUCUGGCGUAAAAAGCCGUUUUUAUUCUAGAGACGCAUAAUUCUUCUGGACGAACUUGGGCGAAAGUGGCAUUUGAGACAAACCCAUAGAAUAGAUUGGUUUGAUGGGUGAAUUGUUAAAGUUGUCGGGACAUAAUGUUGAAUCCUGUGAGUUGGCUUAGCCUAUGAACAGGCUCCGGCUCGAAGGGUCUGACCCCCGAGGUCUGACCACGGCUGGGAGGGCCAAGAAGGAACUGGCUGAGAGUAAAGUGGCCGAGUGGGGGAUUGGACCUCCUCGAUCUCCCCUCCUCUCUCUUCUCUCAUCUUUCUUCCCACUCUCCUUUCACCCCAUCUUUGACUAGGGAGCCUAUUCCCAGACUGAAGUUGGAUAAAUAAAGCCAAUUUUGUUAUGACUAUGAGAACUCAUUUUUAAAGUUCUUAAAGUAGCUGCUGACAGUUCCUUUGCUUUC